This is a messenger RNA of Bactrocera dorsalis (oriental fruit fly), 2814 nucleotides long. Its product is annotated as ATP-binding cassette sub-family F member 2. Gene Ontology annotation, molecular function: ATP hydrolysis activity; ATP binding. NCBI's taxonomy places the organism in Eukaryota, Metazoa, Arthropoda, Insecta, Diptera, Tephritidae. The transcript is spliced from 4 exons. The coding region runs from base 256 to 2088 and encodes 610 amino acids. The record is from RefSeq and is a predicted model, not a curated record.
UUUAAAAUUUUUUCGUUCUCGGUCGCUAAUUCUGCUCGGUCGUGAUUUCGCUGUUGUCGGGGGCAUUUUUUCAACACGUGAAAAUUUAAACCAUAAACGGAAUUUGAGCAUAAAUUCACAACAUUUAGGCGACAUUGGCACCUUUCUAAUAAUAGUAAACUAAAAAGGAGCUGAUAAAACAGAGUUUUGUAAAAUAUUUGUGGCUGCGUAAAUAUUUGUAAACGUCAAAAAAGUUUUAAGAAAGUUUAAACAAAAAUGCCUUCUGAUGCUAAGAAACGCGAUGCGCAGCGUAAAAAGGACGCACGCAAUAAGAAAAUCCAGCAAAUAUCAUCGUCUAAGAAACCAACACAAAACGGCACACCGGAGCGUGAAUUGACCGAGGAGGAGAAACUGUGUGCCAAGCUGGAGGAGGAGGCACGCAUCAGUGCAGAAGCGCGCUCUUGCACAGGCUCAUUGGCCGUACAUCCACGUUCACGUGAUGUGAAAAUAGCCAAUUUUUCCAUCACUUUCUUCGGUUCCGAGCUGUUGCAGGACACUAUGCUCGAGUUGAAUUGUGGACGUCGCUAUGGUGUUAUUGGCUUAAAUGGCUGCGGCAAAUCGUCCUUGUUGGCAGUGUUGGGCAACCGUGAGGUACCUAUACCAGAUCAUAUUGAUAUUUUCCAUUUGACACGCGAAAUACCAGCGUCCACCAAAACUGCACUACAGUGUGUUAUGGAAGUGGAUGAGGAGCGUAUCAAGUUGGAAAAGCUCGCCGAAGAGCUCGCAAUGAGCGACGAAGAUGAUGCUCAGGAACAAUUGAUUGAUAUCUAUGAACGGUUAGACGACAUGUCGGCCGAUCAGGCUGAAGCAAAGGCGGCGCGCAUUUUACACGGUCUCGGCUUCGACAAGGAAAUGCAACAGAAACAAGCCAAGGAUUUCUCUGGUGGUUGGCGUAUGCGUAUCGCGCUGGCUCGUGCGCUCUUCGUCAAACCGCAUUUGUUGCUGCUGGACGAACCGACCAAUCACUUGGAUUUGGAUGCUUGUGUGUGGCUUGAGGAGGAAUUGAAAGAGUAUAAGCGUAUUCUUGUGCUCAUUUCGCAUUCGCAAGAUUUUCUCAACGGUGUCUGCACAAACAUCAUACACAUGACCAAGAAGCGCCUAAAAUACUACACUGGUAAUUAUGAGGCAUUCGUGCGCACACGCAUGGAACUGCUAGAGAACCAGAUGAAACAAUACAACUGGGAGCAGGAUCAAAUCGCACACAUGAAGAACUACAUAGCGCGUUUCGGUCACGGUUCCGCCAAGUUGGCGCGUCAGGCACAAUCUAAGGAGAAGACGCUGGCCAAGAUGGUGGCGCAAGGUUUAACCGAAAAAGUGACCGAUGACAAAGUGCUGAAUUUCUAUUUCCCCUCUUGUGGCACUGUGCCACCGCCAGUGAUUAUGGUACAGAAUGUCAGUUUCCGUUACAACGAAACCACGCCGUGGAUCUACAAAAAUUUGGAAUUCGGUAUUGACUUGGACACCCGAUUGGCUUUGGUAGGACCCAACGGUGCAGGCAAAUCCACACUGCUCAAACUCUUGUAUGGUGACUUAGUGCCCACUUCCGGCAUGAUACGCAAAAAUUCGCAUUUACGUAUUGCCCGCUAUCAUCAGCAUUUGCAUGAACUGCUUGAUUUGGAUGCCAGUCCGCUUGAGUAUAUGAUGCGUGAGUUCCCUGAUGUAAAGGAGAAAGAAGAGAUGCGUAAGAUCAUUGGCCGUUACGGUUUGACCGGUCGUCAGCAAGUUUGUCCGAUCCGUCAGCUAUCCGAUGGUCAGCGUUGCCGUGUUGUGUUUGCCUGGUUGGCCUGGCAGGUACCACAUCUGCUGCUGCUUGAUGAACCUACCAAUCACUUGGAUAUGGAAACCAUCGAUGCGUUGGCUGAUGCCAUCAAUGAUUUCGACGGCGGCAUGGUGUUGGUUAGUCACGAUUUCAGACUGAUCAAUCAGGUUGCUGAAGAAAUUUGGGUGUGUGAGAAUGAAACCGUUACGAAAUGGAAGGGUAAUAUUUUGGACUACAAGGAUCAUUUGAAAAAUAAAAUUACUAAUGAAAACGAGCGAAAGAAGAAAUAAAGCAUGCAUGCAUACGUAUUCACACAAAAGCAAAUAUAAACUUACAACAAUUUUAAAUAGUAGGCCAAGCGAAUUUGUUUAUUUAAAAAAUUACAAAAAAUAUAUUAAAUAAUGUAGCUAAACGGCGAAAGAACCCCAAUGUGUGUACAACAAAAAUAAUUACAAUGGAAAAAAUGCGGCGUAAUGGUAUAAAUAUGUUUAACUAAGUAAUAGAAAAACUUAAUAAAUUUUCGCGUAACAAAACGACAUUUGUGAUUGAUUGUUUAAGUAAUUUAUUAUGCACUAAAUAUCUACUACAUAUGCUAUGCUACAAAUAAUAUUGUGAAUGUACUAUAAACCAAACAAUAACUACAAAGCUGAUGGUAACGGCGCUUACGGAAUAUCCAAAAUUUCGAUUUAGAAGAAUUACAGUGUGAAAAAUUUGUGCUUUACUUUUCCACAACUUAAAACAUUUUACAUAUUUAUUGAAUUAACGUUUGAUUAAAUAUUUUGGAAGCAAACAGCGAACACGUUUAGGUCUUUAGAAAUUGAAUUGAAAUAUACUUUAAUGUGAACACACACCUAUAGGUUAAAUAUUAGAAGGUGAAUUUUUUAUAUUUCAAAGAAAAAAAAAGAAGUUAUUAAAAAUGUAUUUGAUCGGCAAAUGAAGUACGCCAAUAGCUUCAAUAAUACAUUACCACACCGAUUGAAAUAAAAUUUGCAGACAUUCAUUAAAACAACAAUAAA